Molecule: messenger RNA, 975 nt
Organism: Prosopis cineraria
Lineage: Eukaryota; Viridiplantae; Streptophyta; Magnoliopsida; Fabales; Fabaceae
Product: sucrose-phosphate synthase 4-like
Exons: 5
Coding region: 130-975 (281 amino acids)
Source: RefSeq, a predicted model, not a curated record
GAAACAGCCCUUUCUUUGUAACUCCAAAAACCAUAUCCUUCCUCAGUUCCUCUUUCUGAGGCUCCAAACAGAUGCAAGAAAGUUGAAGAAGUGCAGUAACUUUCUCGGCUUCCAAACGCAGAAAUUAAUAUGGCAGUGAACGAGUGGUUGAAUGGAUAUUUGGAGGCAAUAUUGGAUGUGGGAGGAAGAAGCAGCUCCAUCAUCAGGAAGAGAUCAUCAACUGAUAAUAGUUUUGAUGGAAAGCACAGAUCAAUGAUUAGGUUUGAAGAAGAAAGAAAAUUGGAAGAAGAAAAAGAUGAUGAUAACAGCAUCAACAACAACAAGCUGUUCAGUCCUACAAAGUAUUUCGUUGAAGAAGUUAUCAAUAGCUUUGAUGAAUUUGAUCUUUACAGAACUUGGGUUAAGGUAAUAGCAACAAGAAACAGCAGAGAUCGGAGUAAUAGGAUGGAGAAUAUGUGUUGGAGGAUUUGGCAUCUCACCCGCAAAAAGAAACAGAUUGCAUGGGAUGAUGCGCAGAAGCUCGCAAAACGGCGAAUUGAGCGCGAACAAGGCCGCAAUGAUGCUGCUGAUGACCUGUCAGAAUUGUCAGAAGGUGAAAAAGAGAAAGAUGUCAAUAAUGCUUCAGAAUCUAGGAAGGACAUUCCCAGGAUCAGUUCCGAAAUGCAACUUUGGUCGGAUGAUAAUAAGUCUAGGAACCUUUACAUUGUCUUGAUCAGCAUUCAUGGAUGGGUAAGAGGAGAAAACAUGGAACUUGGGAGAGAUUCUGAUACUGGUGGUCAGGUGAAAUAUGGUGGUGGAACUUGCUCGCGCCUUGCAAACACAAAGGGAAUAUACCGAGUUGAUCUACUAACUAGACAAAUAACAUCACCAGAAGUAGAUUCAAGCUAUGGAGAGCCCAUUGAGAUGUUGUCUUGUCCCCCUGAUGGCAGUGGUAGCUGUGGAGCCUAUAUAAUUCCGUCUCCCAUGUGGUCCUAG